Molecule: messenger RNA, 441 nt
Organism: Saccoglossus kowalevskii
Lineage: Eukaryota; Metazoa; Hemichordata; Enteropneusta; Harrimaniidae
Product: peroxiredoxin-like 2C
Source: RefSeq, a predicted model, not a curated record
AUGGCGACUAUCGACAGAGGUGCAACACCAAGUGAGGGCUUAACAUCGGUGGAUAUGUACGUUCCAGCACCAGAACCGUCAACGCCACAUAUCGAUUAUGAAAUCAUAGCAAAAAUGCCAGUGUGGGAUAGUAAUGGUAUCAUGAUCCCACUCGAUCACUUAUAUAGAAACCAAAAAGUGAUUAUUGUAUUUAUUCGAAAUUUUCUAUGUUACACUGCUAAAGAGUAUGUAGAAGAUUUAGCCAAAAUUCCACCAAACUACCUCUGGGAUGCAAAUGUACGUCUGGUUGUGAUUGGUUGUAGUGAAUGGAAAUAUAUCAAGGCAUUCAAGAAUGAAACUGGUUUUCCAUAUGAACUUUAUGUAGAUCAAGAAAAAAACAUUUUUAGUGCAUUGAAGUUAAAGAACCAUUCUUCAGUUCAAGGUAAGACAUACGCGGUUUAG